Molecule: messenger RNA, 378 nt
Organism: Naegleria gruberi
Lineage: Eukaryota; Heterolobosea; Eutetramitea; Acrasida; Naegleriidae
Exons: 1
Coding region: 1-378 (125 amino acids)
Source: RefSeq, a predicted model, not a curated record
AUGGAUCAUUUUAAUGUUGCUGCUUCAAGAAACUACAAGAAGGCAAUCUUGGAACAAGCACUCCUCUUGAGAAGUGGUUCUCCUGAUGGUGUCAUUCCUAAAAAUCCAUUCAAAUCCUUAGAAUUGUUUAAACAAGUAAGAUUCAAUUCGAUAGCUCACAAAAACUUGAUAGAAAUGUUUAGAAAUGGAGAAGGACUAGCAAAGGCAAGUUAUAUCAGGGUGGUGUUUCAAAUAUUCAGGUAUCUCAUGGUUAGAAUUGCAAAGAGAACAGUAGGUGGCUUUGCCUAUGUCUUUUUGGAAAUUACCUGGUACAUAUUGGCUUUUUCAAUGGCCUCACUAGUUUUAGGACUUGUCUUGGAAUGGUAUUUGAACAGGUAG